AUGGCCAUGACAACAGAAGCAUCACAAGGCGCGGCUGCUCCGUCAUCGCCAACAUCAACAUCAAAGACAGCCCCCGAAAAGAACAGCAAGAAGCGCUCCUCGCCUUCGGGCGACUCAGAGCAGCCAGAGAAGAUCACAAAGCGACGCGCUGCCCGUGCUUGCGUGUCAUGUCGAGCACGCAAAGUUCGGUGCGACGUGGUUGAGGGAGCUCCUUGUGGAAACUGCCGUUGGGAUAACGUCGAGUGCGUUGUUCAAGAGAGCCGCAGAAGAAAGAAGAACCUUUACACGGCCAGCACCGCAGGCCAGUCUGUCUCUACAGAAGCCCAAUUACGCUGCAAAACACCAUCGAUCAGCAAUCCUCCAGGCCCAGCUCCCAGUAAAAGUGCCAAUCCAGUCAUAAGCACAGCGGAUCUUCGACGACCAAGCAGCGGUUCAGCUAUUUCGACAAGCAGCAUCGACGGUCCCAGCACCUUCCUCAACAGCUCCGCACUCGACAGCCAUGUUCCUCACAUGAUCUAUCAACGAUCUGGCUACCGCCGAGACUCUUCGUCCCUCAGCAAGGUGCACCCCAUAGAAUCUAGCGCACAUCGUUCGUCAUGGUCCAGUAUUAUCCCGGAUCCUGCAUUCUUCGAUACACUACGCAACAAUCAGCUGCUUGGUUCCCUCGACGAAAAGGAAAUCCCUCCGCCUCAAUUCCCUGCGUUUCUACGACCUCUGCCGAAUAAGAUUGCACCGGAAGAUGUCGAUUAUCUGAAGAUCAAGGGUGCACUCUCUGUGCCCACUUUGCCACUACAGAAUGCCUUACUACAGGCUUACGUCGAAUUUGUGCAUCCUUACAUGCCGCUUAUGGACUUGAAUGCCUUCCUCGGAGUUAUCAGCAGCCGGGAUGGCCAGAAUGGACAGACCAGUCUGUUCCUCUACCAAGCCGUCAUGUUUGCGGCGUCAGCGUUCGUUGACAUGAAGUACCUUAGGGAGGGCGGUUACACAACACGAAAAGCAGCCCGCAAGUCAUUCUUCCAGAAGACAAGGUUGCUGUACGACUUUGAUUACGAGUCAGAUCGCCUUGUACUUGUGCAGGCACUGCUUUUGAUGACAUACUGGUACGAAACGCCAGAUGACCAGAAAGACACAUGGCAUUGGAUGGGUGUGGCCAUCUCGCUGGCACACACCAUCGGUCUUCACCGCAACCCCGGAUCCACGAGCAUGGCACCAGCAAAGCAGAAGCUCUGGAAACGAAUCUGGUGGUCAUGUUUCAUGCGAGACCGUCUUAUCGCACUCGGUAUGCGACGUCCCACACGUAUCAAGGACGAGGACUUUGACGUUCCUAUGCUCGAGGAGAGUGAUUUCGAAAUUGAGAUGCUCCCCGAGAGUAACACCAUUAUUCCGGCCAGCUGCGCAUUGGUUCGCAACCUUGAUAUGCAACGAGAAUUGGCCAUCAUGUGCAUUGCCAAGGCUCAGCUUUGCGUCUGCAUCAGCCGUAUGCUCAAGGCACAAUACUCGGUCCUGAUCCGAGAUAAGAUGAAGCCGGAAAACACCACCAACAGCACGAUGAUGCUUUUCCCUAACAAGCAGCUAGAUAACGUUGAGAGCGUUACUGAGGUGGACCACGAACUCAUGGCAUGGGCCGAAUCACUCCCGGCCUGCUGCCAAUACCGCACUUUGACACCCUUGGAUGUCAAGGACGGACGAUCGACAGUUGCUGUUCAGCGAACACUACUUCACAUGGUCUACUAUACUACUAUCUCGGCUCUUCAUCGACCCCAGUUCCUGCCAUCUUCUCCGCUCCAGGCACCGACAACAUCCCGACAAGUCCAGGAUAUGUCUCGAUUGCGAGUGCGCGAUGCCGCGAUGCACAUCACCCGAAUGGCCACCGAGCUUCACCAGUACCGUCUGGAGCGAUUCUUGCCUACGACCGGUGUCACAGUUAUCCUCCCUGCCAUGAUCAUCCAUCUCUUGGAGAUGAAGAACCCUACUCCUCAAGCUCGAGAGCGUGCCACACGAGGAUUCCGUCAGUGCAUGCGAGUUAUGGAGAAGCUCCGAGAGGUGUAUGCUGCCGCCGACUACGCAACUGGUUUCCUCGACGCUGCUCUUCGUAAGGCUGCUAUCGAUAUCAACUCCAGCGUUGCUCCUUCGACCUUGGCUAUGAUGAAGCGUGUGCCAAUCGAGUUCAGCGCUCAGACACCGCCACCCGAGAAUGCGCCAUACAUGACCGCUUCGGAGUCGCUGUUCAACGAGAGGCCAAAGGAGCCCCAGCCUGUGCCAGCAGCUCCUACCAUGAUGCCACCGAACACUGUUAAUGCGGCAGCUCUGGAGAUGCCUACGCACUCACCACCCACAACGGAGAUGGACUCCCCCAACGCGGGCUUGACACCCAGCGUCAGCGCCGGUUCUGAAGAGCUUCAGCUUGAUGUUGGUCAGAUGGACCUCGAUUUCAUGCAGGGCCAUGACGAAUUCGACUGGAACGCCGUGGCUGGCACUGAUUUCGAUGUUGACCAGUGGCUCCAAUUCCCUCCCGAGGGCGUGAACAACAAAGACGAUAACUUGAUUGCUGGAGUACUGGGCGUUGAAGAGCCUACCAUGACUGCCGAGCAAGCUCUGACCUGGGCCAUCAACGCUGAGGCAGACGCGGCAUCCCGUCAGCCUGAGAACCACGGCAUUUCGGCGUCGGCAUAG
This is a messenger RNA of Fusarium coffeatum, 2673 nucleotides long. RefSeq lists its product as uncharacterized. NCBI's taxonomy places the organism in Eukaryota, Fungi, Ascomycota, Sordariomycetes, Hypocreales, Nectriaceae. Gene Ontology annotation, molecular function: DNA-binding transcription factor activity, RNA polymerase II-specific; zinc ion binding; DNA binding. Gene Ontology annotation, biological process: regulation of DNA-templated transcription; DNA-templated transcription. The record is from RefSeq and is a predicted model, not a curated record. The transcript has 5 exons. Bases 1 to 2673 code for a protein of 890 amino acids.